GGGGCGCGGAGGGCGGUGGCGGCGGCCGCAAGUGCUCGGCGGCAAGGAUCGCUUUGGCCCGGCCCGGCCCGCACGGCGCUGGGCGCGGAGAACGGCCAUGCCGCCGCGGCGCAGUAUCGUGGAGGUGAAGGUGCUGGACGUGCAGAAGAGGCGGGUGCCCAACAAGCAUUAUGUCUACAUCAUCCGAGUCACGUGGUCCAGUGGCGCCACGGAGGCCAUCUACCGGCGCUACAGCAAGUUCUUUGACCUCCAGAUGCAGAUGUUGGACAAGUUCCCCGUGGAAGGGGGACAGAAGGACCCCAAGCAGAGGAUCAUCCCAUUUCUGCCAGGCAAAAUCCUCUUUCGCCGCAGCCACAUCCGGGAUGUAGCCGUCAAACGCCUGAUACCAAUUGAUGAGUAUUGUAAGGCCCUGAUCCAACUGCCCCCCUACAUCUCUCAGUGCGAUGAGGUGCUGCAGUUUUUUGAGACAAGACCUGAGGACCUGAAUCCCCCGAAAGAGGAGCAUAUCGGGAAGAAGAAAUCAGGGAGUGACCCGACCUCAGUGGACCCUAUGGUCCUGGAGCAGUAUGUGGUGGUAGCAAACUAUCAGAAGCAGGAGAGCUCAGAGAUCAGCCUCAGUGUGGGCCAAGUCGUGGACAUCAUCGAGAAGAAUGAGUCAGGUUGGUGGUUCGUCAGCACUGCUGAAGAGCAAGGCUGGGUCCCUGCAACCUGCCUCGAGGGCCAGGAUGGUGUGCAAGAUGAGUUUUCCCUUCAGCCUGAAGAAGUUUCCUGGAGGUACUGCUCUCUGCCCCGGUCUGUGGGUCGCCGCCGGACUCUGGGGGACUUGUAUGCCAUCAGCUGGCGUCAAGAGGAGAAGUAUACGGUCAUCUACCCGUACACAGCCCGUGAUCAGGAUGAAAUGAACCUGGAGCGAGGGGUUGUGGUGGAGGUCAUCCAGAAGAACCUGGAGGGCUGGUGGAAGAUCAGGUUCCAGGGCAAAGAGGGCUGGGCCCCUGCUUCCUACCUAAAGAAGAGCAGUGGGGAGCCCUUGCCUCCAAAGCUGGGCCCCAGCUCAUCCGCUCACUCAGGGGCCCUUGACCUGGAUGGUGUUUCCCGGCAACAGAAUGCUGUGGGCAGGGAGAAGGAGCUGCUCAACAACCAGAGGGAUGGCCGGUUUGAAGGUCGCCUGGCGCCAGACGGUGACGUUAAACAGAGAUCACCAAAGAUGAGGCAAAGACCCCCUCCUCGCCGGGACAUGACCAUUCCUCGAGGCCUCAACCUGCCGAAGCCUCCCAUCCCACCCCAGGUGGAAGAAGAAUAUUACACCAUUGCCGAGUUCCAGACCACCAUCCCAGAUGGCAUCAGCUUCCAGGCCGGCCUAAAGGUGGAGGUUUGACCAAAAACAAACAAACAAAGAAAUACAGGACAUUGUCACUACAUGCCAAGCUUGCCAAAUGACAAGCCCCGCCCCAAAGAUCACAUGUGCAAAGAGAGAAAGAGGAACCUUGCUAGGAGUCUACUGGGAAGUAGACUUUACAGAGGUAAAACCAGCAAAGUUGGGUUACGAAUGUUUUAGUGUUUAUCGAUACUCUCUCAAGAUGGACUGAGGCAUUCCCAACCACGAAAGAGACUGCUCAAACUAUAAGUAAAAAUCUACUGAGGAAAUAAUACCUCCAUUUGGGACUCCUAUGGCCUUGGAAUCUGACAGUGGACCAGCCUUCAUUUCAUCUCUCAGGUUAGUCAAACAUUACCAAAAGCAUUGUGGGUAAGUUGGCAACUACGUGGGGCAUAUAAUCCCCGAAGUUCAAGACAGACAGAAAGGAUGAAUUGGACCUUGAAGAAGGUUAACCCUAAAUUAACCCUAGAAACUGGUGAUGACUAGGUGACCUUCCUCCCUUCCCUUUGUCAUCUCGAGAGUCAGAAACACGUCUUCCAUAGAGGGAGUGACUCCAUCCACAUGAAAUAAUGUUGGUUAACAUAAUUAUAGCCCUACUGUACCCUCUAUGUAUGUUACUGUUAAUUCUAACCCAUGGGCCAUGCCUUAUCAAUACCCUCAUGUCCUUCAGCUGGAAAAGAAUGCUUUGUGGGGAUGGCACAACCCUCAUCAGCAGAGACUGAGAACGCUGGAAGAGUACAAGGGCUGGACAUGUAGUUCAGAGGAACCAUGCUUGCUUUGCACGCACAAGCCCUGUCCAGUCUCAACACUGCCAAAAAACAAACAAACAAACAAACAAACAAACAAACAAAAACAAAACAACAAAACAACAUACCAAAGUGAACAGCAGGUGUGACGGCCUACAUCUAUAAUUCCAGCAAUGGGAGGCGGAGCCUGGAGACCCAUCUCACUACAUAGUGAGUUUGAAGGUGUUGUGGACUGUGUGAGACCCUAUCUCAAAAUAAAAGGACAAAACCAGGAGGAAGGAAGAACAUGUCUGCUAUGGUAUCAUUUAGCUGUAUGUGAGUGAGUGUGCUUUAAAUAUUCAACAAUUUGCAUUUAAUGGUGUUCUCCAGCCCGGAUUCUACAAGCCAUUCUCAGGACUCCUUCUAGAACUGGAUCACGUUCAGCCAGUGUAUUCCAGUGUUGCCUGUUUAGAACAGGACGGGUUUCCUGCCAACUUAGGGUAUGUACUGGCCUGUCGUAUAGAUACACUAGCAAUCUUCCUCUGGGAGCAGGGCACACAGUGGAUGCAGGUAGAAGACCCUGUGCCUUGCAUACCUAGAGAGACUAUGGGACUCAGCUGAGGCUCUCUCCUAUUGUCAGAGGGUGUGUGACUUCAGAUGAGCAAGCCCUGAGGUGCACGUUGGCCUUACUUGCUGUUUGUUCUUUUGGUUUUUUGUUAUUCCUGUCGUUGUUUUUGAGACAGAGUUUCCUCUGUGUAGCCCUGGCUGUCCUGGACUCCCUCUGUAGAUCAGGCUGGCUUCAAAGUCUGAGAUCCACCUGCCUCUGCCUUCCAAGUGUUGAGAUUAAAGACAUUCAAGCUAUAAUUUUAUGGUAUUUUCAACAUGCCAAAAAUAAAAAUAAAAAUAAUAGUUUCUCCUUUUUCAAGAAAUGAAAAAUUGGCAACCACCAAUCUGCUUUUUGACCAUUUACAGUUGACUGUUUUCAAACACUACUCAUCAAUGGAGUCAUUUGGGAAGUGGUCUUAGGUGUGUAUAGUGUAAGGUCAGCAGGCUGAAGGAAGCAGGAGGAUCACAAGUUCAAGACCAGCCUGAACUACAAAGCAAGUCCCGUCUCAAAAGGGUUAACUUUUGUGACUCACUCCACAGUGGCAGUGUGCAGCAGCGGUGGCGGUGGCGGCGGCAGGAUACUUUGGGUUUUGGUGUGUACAGCUGGUCUUACUGGCCAGACCAUGUUUGGUUGCCUCUCAUCUUUGAAGGGCGUUUGGGUGGUUUCCACCUCUUGGAUAUUCUGAGUAUAGCUGCUAUGAAUAUUCAUGCGUAAGUUAUUGUGUAGAUCCAUGUUUUUUUCAGUUGUCUUGGAUAUAUAUUCAUGGGAAUGGAAUUGCUGGUUCAUGCAGCAACUAUAAAUAUAACUUUUUGAGGGAUUACCAAACUCUUUUGCAAAGAAACUUUACCCACUUUCAUUAAUGUCAGUGAUGUGUGUGUGUGUGAGGGGAAGUCCCAACCUAUAUUAUCCAUUUAUCUUUUUAAUUUUAGCCGUCAUGGUCCAUCUGAAAUGGUAUUUCAUCGUGGUUUUGAUUUACGCUUUUCUUUUUAAAAAAAGAUUUAUUUUGAUUCUGUAUAUGAGUGUUUUGCAACUAUGUAUGUCUAUGUACCACAUACCCAACUAUGGUCUCAGAGACCAAAAAGUGUCUGAUCUUCUGGAACUGGAAUAACAUAUGGUUGUGAGCUACCAAAUAGGUGCUGAGAAUGGAGCCAGAUCCCCAGGAAGAUCGGCCAGUGCUCUUAGCAACUGAGUCAUCUCUCCAGCCCCUGAUUUGUAUUUUUCUAACAGGUAAUGAUGUUGAAUAACUGUUUAAAUGUUUUUGGGCCAUUCAUAUACCUUCUUUGAAGAAGUAUUUAUUAAUCAAAUCCAACAACUUAUGAUCAGUAUUUGGGAGGGGAAAGUGGGAGGAAAAGGAGAAGUUCACCUACAUAGGGAACUUGAGGCUAGCCUUGGCUACAUGGGAUCCUGCCUUAAAAGCAGAAUGAGCAGAUUGUGGUGGCACAUGCUGGUAGGAUUUGCUGAAGGAGGAAGAGGCAGGAGGAUCAUGAGUGGGCCAACCUGGGUUACACAUUUUGGGUUUGGGGAUUUAGGUCAGUGGUAGAGAGCUUGCCUUGCAAGCGCAAGGCCGUGGGUUUGGUCCUCAGCUCUGAGACAAAAAAAAAAAAAAAAAAGCAGAAAGAAAUCCCUCAAUAUUUCAAUUAGGUUGUCUUUUUGUAGAAAUUCUUGAUAUAUUAUGGGCAUCAAACCUUCAUUGGUUAUACAAUUUGCACAUUUUCUCCUAUUGUGUUGCCACUUAUAAUUUUUUGUAUAGGUGUGUAAUGUAUGUACUCAGUGUGGAUAUGUGCCUGCUGGUUGCAAUGUACAUGUGUGCUUACAUGUGUGUAGGCCAGAGAUCAACCCUGGGUGUCUUCCUUUUUUCACUGUUUGGUUUGGUUUGAGACAGGGCUUCUCUGUGUAUCCCUGGUUGUGCUGGGACUUUCUAGGAUUCAAGGCGUGCACCACCACCUCCUGCUUUCUGCCUUAACUGCUCUCUGCCUUAAUUUUUGAGACAAGGUCUCUCACUGACCCUGAAGCUCAAUGGCUAGACUCCUCUUUGCCUUCCCAGCACUAGAACUACAGACCUAAGGCUUUUUGUGCAGAUGCUAGGUCCUCAUUCUUUCUCAGCGAGCACUCUACCAGCUGAGCCUCCUUUCCAGCCUCCCUCCCCCCAUUGAGACAGAGUCUCUCUGUUUUGUAGCCUGGGCUGUCCUGGAACUCCAUAAGUAGACCAGGCUGGCCUUGAACUCACAGAGAUCUGUCUGCCUCUGCCUCUGCCUCUCACGUGCUAAGAUUAAAGGCAUGUGCUACCAUGCCCAGGGUUCUUUUGUCCCUUUUUGAUGCUGCCAAAUCGUGUUUGUUGAAUCCUUUCUGCAUUUUUCACCUUCUUUGUACUUGGGGUUGAACUCACUGUUCUUGCUUUUUAUGUAGUAUGUAAGAAAGCAUUCCCCAGCCCUGGGUCACAGGGAGUAGCCCCUAUGUUUCUUGAUAAGUGGCCUCUUAUCAUUUUAGCUUUUCUUUUCAGAUCUUUAAUUCCUUUUGCAUUCAUUUUUAUCUAUGAUGUGAUACAGGAAUUCAACUCCACCUUUUGCAUAAGGAAAUCCAAUUAUCCUGUUAUUUGUUGAGAAGGCUACUCAUUCCCCUGCUGAAUUGUCUUGGCUCCUUUGUGGAUGCUCAAUUGACCAUGAACAACAGGGCUUUCUUCCUCCCAUCCAACUCUUAGUGUGGUUUUAAUUAACUUGAAUUUCUUUUACUUUCAAGUUUCAUGUUUAAAGCUUAUUUUAGUUUUGUUGUGUGCGUGAGUUGUCUGUUGCUUUUGUCAAAUUUUUAAAUUUUUUAAAGAUUUAUUAAUUUAUUUUAUGUGAGUACACUGUCGCUGUCUUCAGACACAGCAGAAGAGGGCAUUGGAUUCCAUUACAGAUGGUUGUGAACCACCAUGUGGUUGCUGGGAUUUGAACUCAGGACCUUUAGAAGAGCAGUUAGUGCUCUUAACCACUGAGCCAUCUCUCCAGCCUUUGCCAAAUUUUUAACAGGAAGCCUUUGGACCCCUUUUCCCUCUGAUUUUGAAGGCUUUCAACUAUUAGAAAAAUCUAUCGUUUUUCUGUGACUCAAAGAGAAAAUCAUUUCUCCCUGUGGGUCACCUGUCUUCUGAUUUAGAUUGUGAUGAGUUUUAGUCAUGUGAGAAGCUUUACUUUAAUUUUUUUCUUUUAGUCAAGCGAAUCAAAGACUUCUGCUAUACCUGGCAUUUUUGUUGUAUAUUUUGCCUUGAGCACAGCCAUUUAAAUUUAAAACAUAUGCACACGGAAUGAGAAUUCCAGCUGGGCCUGGUGGCUCACAACCGUAAUCCCAGCACUUGGGAGACUGAGGGAGGAAAUUGGGAGAGGACAGCCUAGGCUACCAAGUGAGACCAAAAGAUAAAGCAAGGCACAAAGCCCCAUCUUUACCAUGUGCAGUGCAGUAUGUGCAGUGCAGCACUGAUCUACCUAUCUCACUUUAAAACAUUGGUAGCUUUAGUUGGGUUGGGGUUAACUUUAUCCGCUAAUCUGGUGAGAAAGAAGAAUGAUCCAGUCAGAGAACAAGGGUAUCUUCUUCUCCGAGAAAUCUCUUCUGUGUCUUUGAACAUUUUCCUCAUAUACGUACCCCUGUGUUUUAUUAUCAUAAACUAUUUUCCUAUGUUGCUAGUUUUUCUUGUAUUAAAACUAUUGAAUUUACUGUGCUGAUUGUGUACACUGGACACUGUAGAAGACUUUUGCUGGUUUGUUUUGCUAUUUGCCUUGAUUUUUCUAAGGUCUUGGGUACAGACAUGGUGUUGAGGAGGAGAGGUAAUUUUAUCUAUUUUUUCCCUAAUUGUUUUUACAUUUUUUUCUUGACACAGGGUCUCAUGUAGCCCAAUGUGUCUUUGCACUCCAGCAUCUCCUGUCUCUACUUCCCCAAUGCUGGGAUGACAGGCAUGCAUGUACUACUAAGAAUGUUUUUUUUUUUCCUAAUUCUUUAUUUUAUCUUUUUUUUUUUUCAAGACAAGGUCUCACUAUAUAGAUGAGGCGGGUCUUGAACUCACAGAGAUCAGCCUGCCUCUGUCUGAGCAAAUGUUGGGAUUAAAGGUAUGUGCCAUCCUCUAUAUCUGGAUAAUCUUGUUUUUCAAUUAGCUUAAAAAGUAGCAAACUGGGCAGUGGUAGUGCAAGCCUUUAAUCUUGGCACUUGGAAGGCAGAUCUCUGUGAGUUUCAGGCCACCAUGGUCUACAAAGUGAGUUCUAGGACAGCCAGAGCUAUAGAAAAAAACCCUGUGUCAAAAAACAAGUAAGUGAAAGAUCUAUGACAAGAACUUCAGGUAUCUGAAGAAAUAAAUUGUUGAAGAUCUCAGAAGAUGGAAAGAUCUCCCAUGUUCAUGGAUUGGCAGAAUUAAUAUUGUAAAAAUGGCUGUCUUGCCGAAAGCAAUCUACAACUUCAAUACAAUCCCCAUCAAAAUUCCAACUCAAUUCUUCAGAGUUCAUAAGGGCAAUUUGCAGAUUCAUUUGAAAUAACAAAAAACCCAAGAUAGCAAAAACUAUUCUCAACAAUAAAAGAACUUCUGGGGGAAUCACCAUCUUUAACCUUCAGCUGUAUUACAGAGCAACAGUGAUAAAAACUGUAUCGUAUUGGUACAGAGACAGGCAGAUAGACCAGUGGAAUAGAAUUGAAGACCCAGAAAUGAACCUACACACCUAUGUCACUUGAUUUUUUUGACAAAGGAGCUAAAACCAUCCAAUGGAAAAAAGACAUCAUUUUCAAUAAAUGGCGCUGGUUUAACUGGAGGUCAGCAUGUAGAAGAGUGCAGAUCAAUCCAUUCUUAAUGCCUUGUACAAAACUCAAGUCCAAGUGGAUCAAGGACCUCCACAUGAAACCAGAUACACUGAAGCUAAUAGAAGAGAAUGUGGGGGAAGAGUCUCGAACACAUGGGCAUAGAGGAAAAUUUCUUGAACAGAAUACCAAUGGCUUACACUCUAAGAUCAAGAAUCAUCGGGGUUGGGGAUUUAGCUCAGUGGUAGAGCGCUUGCCUAGGAAGCACAAGGCCCUGGGUUCGGUCCCCAGCUCCGAAAAAAAAAGAACAAAAAAAAAAAAAAAAAGAAUCAUCAAGUGGGACCUCAUAAAAUUGCAAAACUUCUGUAAGGUAAAGGACAUUGUCAUUAGGACAAAACAGCAACCAACAGAUUGGGAAAAUAUCUUUACUAAUCCUACAUCUGAUAGAGGGCUAAUAUCCAAUACAUACAAAGAACUCAAGAAGUUAGACUCCAGAGAAUCAAAUGACCCUAUUAAAAAUUGGGUUACAGAGCUGAACAAAGAAUCUUCAGCUGAGGACUAUUGAAUGGCCAAGAAGCACCUGAAGAAAUGUUCAACAUGCUUAGUCAUCAAGGAAAUGCAAAUCAAAACAACCCUGAGAUUCCACCUCACACCAGUCAGAAUGACUAAGAUCAAAAACUCAGGCGACAGCAGAUGCUGGUGAGGAUGUGGAGAAAAAAGAACACUCCUCCAUUGUUGAUGGGAUUGCAAGCUGGUACAACCACUCUGGAAAUCAGUCUGGAGGUUCCUCAGAAAAUUGAGCACAGUACUACCUGAGGACCCAGCUAUACCUCUCCUGGACAUAUAAUGCUCCAACAUAUAACAAGGACACGUGCUCUACUAUGUUCAUAGCAGCCUUACUUAUAAUAGCCAGAAGCUGGAAAGAACCCAGAUGUCCUUCAACAGAGGAAUGGAUACAGAAAAUGUGGUACAUCUACACAAUGGAAUACUACUCAGCUAUCAAAAACAAUGACUUCAUGAUAUUCUUAGGCAAAUGGAUGAAACUAGAAAAUAUCAUCCUGAGUGAGGUAACCCAAUCACAAAAAAACAAAAAAACAAAAAAAACCAACAACAACAACAGCAACAACAACAACAAACACAUGGCAUGCACUUCACUGAUAAGUGAAUAAAUAGCCCAAAAGCUUAGAAUACCCAAGAAACAAUUCACAGAUCAUAUGAAGCUUAAGAAGAAGAAAGACCAAAUUGUGGAUGCAUCAAUUCUUCUAAGAAGGGGGAACAAAAUACUCACAGGAGAAAAUACAGGGACAAAAAGUGGAGCAGAGGGGCUGGGGAUUUAGCUCAGUGGUAGAGCGCUUGCCUAGGAAGCACAAGGCCCUGGGUUCGGUCCCCAGCUCUGAAAAAAAGAAAAAGAAAAAAAAAAGUGGAGCAGAGACUGAAGGAAAGGCCAUCCAGAGACCCAUCCAGGGAUCCAUCCCACAUACAGCCACCAAACCCAGACAAUAUUGCUGAUGCCGAGAGGUGCAUGCUGACAGGAGCCUGAUAAAGCUGUCUCUUGAGAGGCUCUGCCAAAGCUUGACAAAUGGUGGGAUGCUCGCAGCCAACCAUUGAACUGAGAAUGGGGUCCCCAAUGGAGGAGUUAGAGAAAGGAUUAAAGGAGCUGAAGGGGGUUGCAACCCCAUAAGAAGAACAAUAUCAACCAAUCAGACCCACCCCCCAGAGCUGCCUGGGACUAAACCACCAUCCCAAGAGUACACAGGUAUGGGCCUAUGGCUCCAGCUGCAUAUGUAGCAGAGGAUGGCCUUGUCCAGCAUCAAUGGGAGGAGAGGCCCUUGGUCUUGUCAAGGCUUGAUGCCCCAGUGUAGGAGAAUGUCAAGGCUGGAAGGUGAGAGGGAAUAGAAGCAGGGGGAGAUAGCAGGGUUCUGGAGGGGAAACUGGGAAAGGGGGUUAACAUUUGAAAUGUAAAUUUUUAAAAUCCAAUUAAAAAUGUUUAAAAAAUACGACAAAAAGUAGUACCCAUCUCCUAUCCUAAUGAUUUUUCUAUACUAACCCUGACUCCUCUGCUCUUCCUUUAUCUCCUGUUUCUGUCUCUGUCUCUCUGUCUCUGUCUCUGUUUCUCUCUGUGUGUGUGUGUGUGUGUGUGUGUGUGUGUGUGUGUGUUUGAGAGAGAGAGAGAGAGAGAGAGAGAGAGAGAGAGAGAGUUUUUGCAAUUCUCAUGCCAACUUAACUUUCUAAAAAAAUUACUUUAAGUGUGUGGAUGGUCUGCCUGCAUGUAUGUUUGUGUGCAUGGGCAUACCUGGUGCCCACAAAGGUAGAAGGUGUUGGAUCCCCUGGAACUGGAGUUACAGUUGUGAGCUACCAUGAGGUUCCGGGACCCAAGCUUGGUUCUCUGGAAGAGCAGCAUUGGUCUUCACCUCUGAGCCAUCUCUCCAGUCCCCAGCUUAACCAUUCUUGUUUAAUUGUGUUAAUUUAUAUCUCCAGCACAAAGCUAAAUAGUAAUGGAGUUGAGUGUGCCCUUGCUUUACUACCGGCCUGUUGCUGUAAUGUUUUUUGGUUAAGACACUGAUUUGGAGACUAUAAUUUAUGUUAUGGAAUUGUUUUUCCAUUUCUCUUCUUGAAGAGAUUUUUGUUUGCAUGGAAUGUAACUUCUGUCAAGGCUAGUGAUAACCAUGAUUUUUCUUCUUUAAUGUAUAAAUAUAUAGAUGUCUACUAGACCAUUCUUGAGUCCCUACUAGAACCCUACAACUUAGUUAUAAUUUAUCAUUUUCUGGAUAUGGUUUCUGGGUGUGUUACCAAUAUUUUAUUUUAUUUGAGGUUUAAAGUUGAUAUUCUGAAUGGUGUUGGCCUAGAAUGUUUGUUUCUACCAUUUUUGAUAGCUUGAAAUGUUAGUGUCUACCAAGUUCAAAAGAAUUUGGUACAAGACAGCCAGAUCAACCCUGUCUGGGAAAAAAAAGGGUGGGGGGGCAAUUUGGAAAUUUCCUCUGGUUUGCUCUGUUCCAGAACCUUUAUAUAGUCACAGCUCUCCUGUGAGUGUUGCACUCUGGUGUAUGGUAUGGGGAUUCCCUCAGUACUGAUACUGUUCAUUUGCUACAUUGAGUGAUACAUCAGUCCUUUGAAAUGGAUUCAGCUUUCCAUCUUUGGUGAGGUCAAGUCUUGUCAACUACAUUUCCCUAAGGCAUUCAUCUCAUAUAUUUUUAUUUCCAGUGUUUUCCUUUUAUCAUUCCGAUAGGUUUUCACAAAUGUUGUGCAGGGUGACAGUAUUAGGGAAUGAGACCUAUGGGGUGGUGAUCUGCUCAGAGGGCUGACUUCCUCAAUGGGACUAGUGACCUUAUAAAAAAGACCCAUCCAUGGCCAGAUGUGGCAUACGCCCAUAACUGCUAUAACUGGGAGGCAGAGGCAGGAGGAUCUGAAAGUUCAAGGCCAGCUGGUCUACAAAGGAAGUUCAAGGUCUCAUCUGUGAACCAGAGAUUGGUCCACUCUGAAUCCAUAACAGUUAAGAAUCUGUAAAUUCCCCAGGUCGGAGGAUUUUGUUACAGUAUCCAAAUGGAAAGUUGCUGUGUACAAUGAUGUCAACUUCCUGGCUUCCUCAGCACCAAUGGCAUCUUCCCUGGCCAUUUCCUACUCUAUGUAUUUGUAUUUGUAUGUAUCCCCCCCCACACACACACUUUUAAGGUUGAAUUAUCUAGUACAUUGACUAUUUUGUGAUAUUCAAAGAACUGCCGGCUCCAUUCCCUCCCCGCCCCCGCCCCACCUCCAGUUCUUUCUUCUCCCUUUUUCCUUUGUUAUUUUAUUUGUACUUUCUUUUGUACUUUAAGAAUUCAAGGGGUUGGGGAUUUAGCUCAGUGGUAGAGCCCUUGCCUAGGAAGCGCAAGGCCCUGGGUUCGGUCCCCAGCUCCGAAAAAAAAAGAACAAAAAAAAAAAAAAAAAGAAUUCAACUAAUUAAAAUUUAAUUCACUUUAAUUAUUACUGCUGUAUGUUUUAGGGCCAUAAAUUAUACUCGGGUGUGGAAAUGUUCUUGGGUUAGCUCAUGGACUCCAAUACACAACAAUCCUGUGGUUUCUGUGCUUCUCUAUACCCAGGAAUUGUGAGAUGUAAAGUUUCUCCAUUUUUCUGGUUGAAAAAUAUACCCAGACAGAAGAAAGAGACCCAAGAGCCCACCUAGGUGCCACUCUGAUGCAUAAACGCGUGAUGGAGAGAUGAGAAAAUGGAGUGUGGGAUGGAGGGACAGGACGGAGAGCAAAGCAGAGGGGCUCGUGCUGUGGAGAACAUUCACAUUCAUUCAUUUAUGAACUGCAGGGACAUGUGAAAGUGCCGUUGUUCCUGCAGACCCAAAGCUGUAGGACCUUCAUGGCACAGGAUAGCCCAGAGGAGUCCUGGUGAGGAUUCAGUAUUGAAUCCCAUAGCGAGACCUAUGACUCGCUGCAGUAGACAUCUACAAGUAAAGGGUGUGCUGUGUGACACAUCGUCACACCCUACAGCUUCCACCACAAGAUUUUGUUGUCGUUAUUGUUGUUGUUUUUUUCUACCUUAUUUUCUUUUGGGGCAGAGGUUACCAGGGCAGAUACAAAAGGACACAGGGAUGAGUGGGACUGGGAUACGUGAUGUGGAAUUCACAAAAAGUCAAUUAAAAAAAAAAGCUAAGGGGUUGGGGAUUUAGCUCAGCGGUAGAGCGCUUGCCUAGGAAGCGCAAGGCCCUGGGUUCGGUCCCAGCUCCGAAAAAAAGAACCAAAAAAAAAAAAAAGCUAAAAAGAAGCAAAGGAAAAAACAAAGACUGGCUAUGAAACUAUUGUGAGGUCUGAAUUCACUCUUGAUUGUCUGCUCGGUGGAAACAGACAUAUCCAGCUUUGACAGUAGAGGGCACUAUAGAGACACUGCAGGAGGCUGUCCCCUUUGCUCUCUUUCCAGGCUCCCCUGCUUCUGCAGCAAGGGUGGCUUCUCUGCUUCCAGGUUCCUAGAUAUGGACAGCCUCUCCAGAGCUGCCUCAUGGCUGAGAGAGCUUCUCUGCUGAGCAGUUGAUGGGGCUGCUUCAGUGCUGGCUCAUUGGCAAUGGCAACCGCUAGGAGCUUGACCUAUCCCAUUGAAAGCUGCUCUGUAUUCACAAGGCAGCUCUCCAGCCAGUCCAGAGGUAUGGAUUUCCAACAACUUCCACUAGUGUAGCUCACUAGGAAAUUCUCUGCUCGUCACCAAACCAUUAGACAAGAUCUGGCUCUUCUUUCAGGGGCCUCCUUCUCAAGCUGGCUCAGACCUGCACAAUGAUGACUUUCUUUCUUUCUUUCUUUCUUUCUUUCUUUCUUUCUUUCUUUCUUUCUUUCUUUCUUUCCUUCUUUCUUUCUUUCUUUCCCUUUCUUUUCUUUCUUCUCCCUUUUCUUUUCAUUUCUUUUCUUUCUUCUCCCUUUUCUCCUCCUCCUCUUUUCUCUCUUCUUUCCUUCCUUUUUUUUUUUUUUUUUUUUUUCCUCCAGAGCUGAGGACCGAACCCCAGGGCCUUGGGCUUGCUAGGCAAGCGCUCUACCACUGAGCUAAAUCCCCAACCCCUUUCCUUCCUUUUCUUUUUCUUCUUUUCUUUUUCUUUUUCUUCUUUUCUCCUCCUCCUCCUCCUCCUCCUCUUUUUCUUCCUUUUUUUUUUUCCAAGAAAGGUUUUCUCCUUGGCUGUCCUGGAACUCCCUUUUGAACUUGCUCUUGUAGUGCAAGCUAGCCUCCAACUCAGAGAUCCUACUGACUGCCUUCCAAGCACUGGGAUUAAAAGCAUGUACCACCAUGCCUAGCUCACAGUGACUGUCUUAUUCUCUGCCAUUCUUCUGCUAUUUGGAGACCUCUUUUGUCUUCCAUAAAGUCAAAAUAUUGCAGGAGGAGGCAGGAAGGAGCUAAGCCAGAGCAAGUGGCGAUUCAGUAUUAUGUUUUAUGUCUAGAGGAAAGGGCUUGACUGUGGCUUGGGUGUGGGAAACAACUGGGGUGGAGAAAUGGCCCGCAACUUGUAGAUUUGGGACAUACAGAAAUGAAGGAAUGGUGGAGAGAGAAAUGUCUCAAACAAAACACAGUCUGGCAUGGAGGGUGAGGACUAAAUUUUGUUCUAGACAAAAAGUCCAUCUGUGGACCAAACUCCAAUAAGAAAUGACUGCUGUGUGGGUUAAAGACAGUGGUGGUUCCUGGGAUCCAUUCCAGAUCAAGUGAAUCAGAACCUCUGGGAAAGAAAGCCUGUCCCAAGCUGCCCACAAGGCUGAUGCCUUUCCAAUGCUUGCCACCAUGGCACCUCAUUCUCCGUCACUUCCUCCCCCUCUCUGAUCUCCAUGCACUGUUGCUGGUUCUCCCUGGAAAUGGCAGCAGUCUUAAACACACCACAACACAGAUGCCCCAAAUACACGACUCAGAGAUGACUAGAAUAGGUGAGUUGUACCACACUGCAACAUCCGUGACCCAAAUGCAAAAGUCAACAGCAUUUCUGUAUACUUGCCAUGAAUGGUCUGCAGAAUGUAAUUGGCAGAUCCAGCUACAGCAGCAUGGAAAAGGAAAUCGAGAGGUAAGUACGACAAACCCCAAGAUGCAACACUGAAAACCACAACUAUGGAAAAGAAUUGAAGACACAAGUGAGGGGGAAAUACCCACAUUUCAAACUGAAGGCGUCAUGCUGUCAAAAUGGCAGUACUCGGGCACUCACCAUCCACAGACUCAACACAUUUCCCAUCGAAACCCCAGC
Rattus norvegicus (Norway rat) is the source of this 14147-nucleotide messenger RNA. The record is from RefSeq and is a predicted model, not a curated record. NCBI's taxonomy places the organism in Eukaryota, Metazoa, Chordata, Mammalia, Rodentia, Muridae.